Messenger RNA from Leptopilina boulardi, 1571 nucleotides. It is a transcript of the gene Pgk, whose product is annotated as phosphoglycerate kinase. Gene Ontology annotation, cellular component: cytosol. Gene Ontology annotation, biological process: gluconeogenesis; glycolytic process. The record is from RefSeq and is a predicted model, not a curated record. The coding region runs from base 173 to 1420 and encodes 415 amino acids. Gene Ontology annotation, molecular function: phosphoglycerate kinase activity; ADP binding; ATP binding. NCBI's taxonomy places the organism in Eukaryota, Metazoa, Arthropoda, Insecta, Hymenoptera, Figitidae. The transcript is spliced from 5 exons.
ACCUUUAUUUGACCUUGUCAUUUUGUGUCACACACGGAGAAAUUUAAUUAUUCCUUGUCAGUUGAAUUGUAAUUUAAAAAAUUCCUCUAAUUUUCCAUUUAUUCAUUACAAUCUAUUAUCAAGAAUUUUUGUAAGUGUUAAGAAUAAUAAUAGACAAUUAAAUUCGACAAAAAUGGCUCUCAAUAAAUUGAGUAUUGAUAAAGUUGAUCUCACCGGCAAAAGGGUUCUUAUUCGAGUGGAUUUCAAUGUUCCGUUAAAAGAUGGUAAAAUAACGAAUAAUCAAAGGAUUGUCGCCGCAUUAGAUACGGUGAAAUAUGCUUUAGAAAAGAAUGCAAAAUCAAUUGUUUUAAUGUCCCAUUUGGGUCGUCCUGAUGGUAAUAAAAAUUUAAAAUACACAAUGAAACCAGUUGCCGAUGAAUUAAAAACUCUUCUUGGAAAGGAUAUUUUAUUUUUGGAUGAUUGUGUUGGUGCUACGGUUGAAGCCGCUUGCGCUGAUCCAGCACCAGGAAGUAUUAUUUUAUUGGAAAAUUUGAGAUUUCAUGUUGAGGAAGAGGGUAAAGGCGUUGGACCCGAUGGUAGCAAGAUUAAAGCCGACAAGGACAAAGUUACUGAAUUUCGUGCAUCAUUGAGAAAAUUAGGUGACGUUUAUAUAAACGACGCUUUUGGUACGGCACAUCGUGCUCAUAGUUCAAUGAUGGGCGAUGGUUUUGACAUAAGAGCAAGUGGUUUUCUUUUGAAAAAAGAAUUACAAUAUUUCGCCAAAGCCCUCGAUAAUCCUGAGAAACCAUUUUUGGCUAUUCUUGGCGGUGCUAAAGUCGCUGAUAAAAUUCAAUUGAUCAAUAAUUUAUUGGAUAAAGUCAAUGAAAUGAUAAUUGGCGGUGGUAUGGCGUAUACAUUUUUAAAAGUCACCAAAGACAUGAAAAUUGGAAAUUCCUUAUUUGAUGAAGAAGGUGCAAAAAUUGUUAACGAUCUUCUUGCAAAAGCAGAGAAAAAUGGUGUGAAAAUUCAUUUACCAGUUGAUUUUGUAACCGCUGAUAAAUUCGCCGAAGAUGCUGCCGUUGGCGCUGCUGAUGUUGCAACUGGAAUUCCCGAUGGAUGGAUGGGUCUUGACGUUGGACCAAAAUCGAGGGAAAUUUUCGCUGAGCCAAUUUUAAGGGCAAAAGUAAUUGUCUGGAAUGGACCAGCCGGUGUAUUUGAAUUUGAAAACUUUAACAAGGGAACAAAAUCCCUGAUGGACAAUGUUGUAACAGCAACGAGUAAAGGUGCAGUAACAAUUAUUGGCGGUGGCGAUACAGCAACAUGUGCUGCAAAAUGGAAAACCGAGGACAAAGUCAGUCACGUGAGUACUGGUGGCGGUGCAAGUUUGGAACUUCUCGAAGGCAAAGUUCUACCCGGUGUUGCAGCACUUUCAUCAUCUUAAAAAAAAAAAAAAAAAAAAAAAAACUAGAUCGCAUAAUUGUAAAAUAUUUAAGAAACCGUUUACUCUCGUUGUAAGUUUUGUGUUUUGAAUGUUUAUCAUUCCAAAGAAUAAGAAUUAGACUGAAAUAAAAUUCAAGUUAAAAGUUGGAAAA